CGCAUGCGCAGUCCAUUGUUAUGAUGCGAACUUGACCAACAUGUCUGCCUCCAUGGUACGAGCGACCGUCCGAGCGGUCACUAAAAGAAAGAUACUUCCCACUAGAGCUGCACUCACUUUGACACCAUCUGCAGUGAACAAGAUCCGAUGUUUUUUGCAGGACAAGCCUGAAUAUAUUGGCUUGAAAGUUGGAGUGAGAACGCGUGGCUGCAACGGGCUGACGUAUACGCUGGACUACGCUAAACAGAAGGAAAGUUGUGAUGAGGAGGUGCAGCAGGAUGGCGUGAGGGUGUUCAUUGCGAAGAAAGCCCAGCUGACUCUCCUGGGAACCGAGAUGGACUUUGUGGAGUCCAAGUUGUCAAGCGAAUUUGUCUUCAACAAUCCCAACAUCAAGGGCAUGUGUGGCUGCGGAGAGAGCUUCAGCAUCUGAGCCCGGCCCACCUCCCCAAACAAUGUCCUGUUAAAAAAAAAAAAAGAAAAAAGACUCCGCAUGGACCAUGGAGCCAGUCUUUUUUCACCACUGCAGACUCCACACACUAAGACACACGCUUGUGAAGCCACAGUGUAAUGCACCGUAUGUUAAUAACAGCACUUGGUAUGAUUUUUGUCCUACUUCUGAUGUGUCUUUUUAUUUUGGACUUUGCAUCCCCAACCUUGUAGGGACCUCGCUGAGUGUUUUUUCCCCCCCUCCAUUUUCAUAGCAGCCUACUGUUUUACCGAUACGCACAUUAUUUGUCAUUGUCAUAUGAAGAGGAUGCAGCGUGUAAUUGUUUGUGAAAAAAUCCAAAACUGAACAGAAGUGUCUUGAAAAUUUGCUUUAUCGCUUUGUAUAGUCUUUUGAAAACAACAAAGCAUAUUUAUCUCUGUGUAAAUAUAAAGAGUGUGAAUGAACCAAGAACCACGUAAGCGCACAAUAAAGCAAUGUAAAAACC
Molecule: messenger RNA, 932 nt
Organism: Phycodurus eques (leafy seadragon)
Lineage: Eukaryota; Metazoa; Chordata; Actinopteri; Syngnathiformes; Syngnathidae
Gene: isca1
Product: iron-sulfur cluster assembly 1
Exons: 4
Coding region: 41-430 (129 amino acids)
Biological process (GO): iron-sulfur cluster assembly
Cellular component (GO): cytoplasm; mitochondrion
Molecular function (GO): 2 iron, 2 sulfur cluster binding
Source: RefSeq, a predicted model, not a curated record